Molecule: messenger RNA, 2780 nt
Organism: Pollicipes pollicipes
Lineage: Eukaryota; Metazoa; Arthropoda; Thecostraca; Pollicipedomorpha; Pollicipedidae
Source: RefSeq, a predicted model, not a curated record
CCGCCGAACGAACUCAUUUGCUGGUGUGCAACGUGGUUCCCGCAACACCUCAAAUGGAUAUUACGCAGCCAGCACUGGUAACGGAACAGUUAACUUCAACAUCUACUAUCCCUGAGGAAAGCAAACCUGUUGAACCACCCAGAGAAGAGCCCAGUGAAGGCUCAACACCAGAAGACGCAGCGCUGCCUGAGGUGGUGCGGCGCAGCAGUGAGGAAGGAGCACAAGAUGGCGUGCCGGUCACUAAAGCAAAAAAGAAACGUAAGAGGCCGAAGAAAAAGGCAAAUCAGCCUGCAGCCGGUGGUUUGCUGAGCAGGUUGACUGGAUACUUCAUGGGCAGCGAGGACAAGAAAGAGGGAGAGGGUUCAGGCGAGUCUGAACCUGAAACACCUAAAACGCCUGUUGGUACAACCCCUGACACAAGUGCUGUCCCUAUCACUGAAACGCCGCAAGCUACUCCCACUGUGGAGGGCUUUGAAGUAUUGGAUGCUCCUCUAGAGGCUGAGAUGCAGCUUGAAAGCUCUCUUCCAACGAAAAAUGUUGUGACAGAGCAUCUGACUACGAGCGAAAGUCUGAAUUAUCCCCAAGAGUCUCUGGACGAGCCGAUUCCAGGCGGCAGGGAAACUGCUAUCCCUGAAAAGAAGAAGCGUAAGCGUAGGGGAGGAAAGAAGAGGGACUCCCAUGAAAUCAGUCGCAGACACUGAACAACCAGCAUUGCAGGACGCUUCCGGGAGAAAGGCGCCGAUUGCUGGAGAUGAUGUGCGGGGAAACACGGAAGUGGAGCAUGACACUUCAGUUACACAGCUUGAAUCACAGGCACUGGAGGAUGUUCUACGACUCUCGGAGGGAACACCAGUGAAAGCACCUCACAUAGAAACACAAGAAGAAGAAGGUGUUGAUGAUAAGGGACGCAAGGUCACACUCAGGACAGUCUACAUUACCAUUGUCGAAGAAAUUGUUACAUUGAGUGGGGAAAAGGUUCUCGUGAAGAAAAUCCACAAGAAAACUCAAAAGGUUACGGAGGAGGAAGACGGUACUCAUCUCGUUGAGCAUACCGCUGAACCUCCGAUCGUCAUCGACGACUUGAGCCUUGCGGAUGUCGGCGAUUUUAGUGAGGAACCUGCUAGUACGUCUGAACGUGCGGUGAAGUGUGAAGAACCAGAUAACGUGAGGGAAAGUCUUCAGCCACAGUACGACUCCACACACACGGAAGUGCCAGUAAAACCUGAGACAGCCCCUGCGCCUCAUCAAAUUGUAGGCGACACUUCACUUGUUCAAGAAUGUGUGACGUCUCUGACUGGAUCCAUGAUUGAAGAGCCCAACGUGGAAACAACCGAAGAAGAGACUGUGGAUGAACAUGGACAUCCUGUCAGGAUCAAACGCAUCUUUGUGACAGUGGUCGAGGAGGUGACCGAUGAAACUGGAGCCAAACGAAUUGUGAAGCGUAUCGUCAAGAAAGCCCAGAAAACAUCAGAGGUUAGUGGAAAGCCUGUAACUGAGGACAUCGAAGAGCCAGUAGAUGAGCCCACAGAUGACCAGUUGGAGAAGGAAGCCGUGCGACAGAUGGUGCCAGAAGACGUUUCACUCGUGGGAGAGCCUCAAGUAAGAACCACCGUGGAAGAAACGGUAGACAAGGCUGGAAAGCCAGUCAUCUUCAAACGAAUUUACGUUACCAUAUUUGAAGAGGUGGCCGACGAAUCAGGCAAGGUCAGAGUCGUGAAAAGAUUGCUAAAAAAGAACCGAAAAGUAACGGAAGUAGAUGGGAGAAUAACGGUUGAAGAGUACGAUGAUCCCGAGGAGUCCGAAACCAUGGCCACCUCGGUACCAGACAUGACCGAAUCAUCUGUGGCGGAAGAGUGUCUGCCGGCGCUGACUGGAUCAGUGGUUGAAGAACCCAAGGUGGAGACAACUGUAGAGGAGACUGUCGAUGAACAUGGUCAUCCGGUGAGAAUCAAGCGCAUCUUUGUGACGAUCACUGAAGAGGUCACUGAUGAAACUGGAAGCAAGAGGGUCGUGAAGCGGAUUGUCAAGAAGGCACAGAAAACAUCGGAGGUAAAUGGAAUACCGGUAACGGAGGACGUAGAGGAGAUGAAUGACGAGCCCAGCAAUGAUCAGUUGGAGCAGCAAAUCCUGGAACAGAUUGUCCCAAAGGAGAAAAUGUCACUCGUGGGAGAGCCUCAAGUGAAAACCACCGUGGAGGAAGCAGUGGAUAAGUCUGGAAGACCAGUGCUGCACAAAAGGAUCUACGUCACCAUAUUUGAUGAAGUCACAGAUGAAUCGGGGAAGAACAAAGUCAUCAGAAGAGUAUUGAAGAAGAACCGAAAAAUAACCGAAGUAGAUGGGAAACCAGUGAUUGAAGAGUACGAUGAACCGGAGGAAUCCGAGGUCGUGUUGACGUCUGUACCUGUCAUGACGGAAUCGUCCUUUGCUGGUGAGGUGUUGCCAGCACUGGCUGGAGCCAUUGUUGGCGAGCCCAAACUUGAGACAAACGUGGAGGAGACGGUGGAUAAAGAUGGUCGUCCUGUGAAAAUCAAGCGCAUCUUUGUUACCGUUAUCGAAGAAGUGGUUGAUGAAACAGGAACGAAAAGGUUUGUGAAGCGCGUUGUGAAGAAGACUCAGAAAACAUCGGAGGUCAACGGAAAACCCGUCACUGAGGACAUGGAGGAGCCAAUGGACGAGCCCACAAAUGAUCAGCUUGAGAAGCAGAUCGUCGAACAGAUGAUACCAAAGGAGAACGUGUCACUGGUCGGUGAGCCUCAAGUGAAAACCACCGUAGAGGAAAC